UAAACCCCCACCUGCCCCACCUGAGCCUGUCUACCUGAGGUCUACCAGCACAUCUUUGACUGUGAGACUUGAACCAGUUGUGGCCUAUUCAUCUCCCCUCUCACUCUACCAGAUCAUGGUUGAGAAAAUUAACAUGGCGGUCAGGAAGAGGAGAGAGGCUGGGGUCAACGGUUAUUUGAGUGCUCAGCUACAAGCCAGUGCUUUCAACUCUACACGUGAGUUCACAGUGGGAGAUGGGAAGGUGUGGGGAGGUAUAACCAAUCAGGUGCUACAGACCAAUCAAUACUACAUGGUUUAUUUUGUUGUUGUGAGCACAGUUGGCAGCAGUGCAAAAACAAAUUCAUCCCAGUUACCACAGCCAGUGUUUACUGUGCCUUAUGAACGAGACGCUGCUAGGAAUUUAACAUUAGUUUCAUUUUCAACUUCAUCAAUGUGUGUUAAUCUAACAUGGCUACCUCCAGCUGAAUAUAAGCUCAUAUUGACAAAAUACAUGAUCCAAAUGUCAUCAACAUCAAAUAUACAGCAGCAGCUACCCUCUGUCACCUUAAGCCCAGCUGUGAGUGAGUACAGCACUUGUCAGCUGAAGUCAGGCACAGAUUAUGUCAUGACCCUGAGAGGAUUUGGUGGUUCUUGGGUGGUCAGCUAUUUCAAUUUGACUUUCAAAACAGAGCGUCAGCCGGUACCACCAGCCCCUGAACCACCAACAUUUCUACGCUCUGAUUACACAACAAUUACAGUCAACAUUAGGCCAGUUACUUCCCCUGCUGUGAGGAUUACCCAGUACCAAAUCAAGGUUGAAAAGCUGACAACUGCCACUACAAGACCUGAAGCAGGUGUGCCCGGUUAUGUAGCAACUGAGUACCUGACUGACGCCUUCACCAAACAGGAGACAUUUGUAGUGGGAGAUGGGAAGACCUAUGGCCAGUAUCUCAACAAGGCACUGGAUGCCAAUAUGUUCUACAACAUACACAUGGUGUCUAUGUUUGUAACAAAUGACAGCACCACGUACAACUGGACCACCACGUCAGCAUUUGCUGCCCCGUAUGAAGCUAACAAGCCACUAACCCUAUCUGUGACCCAAAUCUCACGUACAGUCACCUGUCUCGAGGUCGCCUGGUCUUCACCUGACCAAAUGGCCAGUGUCCUUACAUCAUUCAAUAUAGAAUCUGUGAGCAUCUCAAACAAAAGUGAACCUAAGACAUCAGAAACUCUGGCACCAUCAGACAGGAGCCAUCAGAUCUGCCAGUUAAGGUCUGCCUCACAGUACAAUGUUACCAUCUCUGGCUUUGCUCGUCCAUGGGUUGUUGCCCUUGGCUCAGGAAUUUUUUCCACUGGAGCCCACACCAACCCACCUGCUCCCCCUCCUCCUGUGUUGAUAACAUCAACAUCAACAACCAUCAAGGUGGCCAUAGAGCCUGUGACAUCAUCAUCAUCUGCCCCUAUUACAUCCUAUGUUUUAAUGGUGAAGAGCAUGGGCACAAGGCAGAAAAGGUUGGCUGGAGUUCAAGGUUACGAGACAGCUGAGCUACAGCCCCAAGACCUGACGACAAGGCGAGAGUUUACAAUAGGGGAUGGGGCCAUGUGGGGCAGCUACAGGAAUAAGCCCCUAGAGAGGUAUACAGAGUACCAGAUUUACUUUGUGACAGUGAGUGCCAUACCUGAUAGCACCACCUACAGCUUCUCCAGCAUGAGUGAGCCAGUGCUGACACCCCUCCUUGAUGUGAGCAUCACGUCAUCUACAGAUGUCACUCUGGCAUUUAGAAACGAGACUUGCUUGAAUGUCACUUGGCUGGUACCACCAGAGGCUGCUAGCAUCAUCACAAGUUUUCAGAUCCAGUUUGGUAAAACAGGGGCCGAUGCUUCUUUCAUUACACGGAACUUAACUCAAAAUUAUCGCAAUGUAUUUUUUUGUGGCCUGCUCUACUAUACAAACUAUACUACUGUCAUCAAGGCGUUUGUUGGACAAAUAGUUCUUUACACAUCUUCAGCUGUGUUUAGCACACUUCACGACAAGCCCCCAGUCCCAGCUGCCCCUGUGCUAGUGAGCUCAACCAACACCUCCAUCACCGUCACACUGAAGCCGGUCCAGUCACCCUCAGCCCCUGUUACAUCUUACAUAGUCGUCAUUGACAAGGUGACUAGCACCAGCAGUCGCCAAAAGCGGGCCAUAGCGUUUACUGUAGGAAACACCACAGCAGAACUCAAAUCAUCUGAGUUGACGAAACCCUUGGAUUUCACCAUUGGGGAUGGGGGUGUGUACGGUGGGAUUGUGAAUAGACCAUUGGAUCCUGCAACUUUUUAUAAUGUUUAUUUUGUUGCCCUCAGUGUCUUUGGUGGUGUUACUAAAUAUAGCUUUACUAAACUCUCUACUCCAGUCAAAACUGUUUUUUACGUAGCUCCAAAAAUGAUGGGGGAGGGUGGGGGUAGUUCUGGGGAAGUGAUAGGUAUUGUGGUUGGUUGUCUGAUUCUUGUGGCGCUGGUUCUGGCAGCGACUGCAGGUUAUAUUUUUUGGAGAAGGAAACAUAAAAAAGUGAAUAAAAAAGAAUCGGAACAGUUUCAAGCCCCAAGAUCUAAUGACGAUAUCUCUUUAUAUAACAACAUUACACUGACUCCUACUGAUUUGAUACAGGAGAGUCCAAAAUCAGGGGAGGGAAACAUCUCAUGGAAUUUAACUCCCCUUAAGGAGCAGUCAUUGAAGUUGCCAGAGCAACCUGCUAUUAAAAUGCCAGAACAAUUCUGGAGUAAGACUUACAGUUUCCAAGAGAAUCGACGUAUCAUUAAAGAAGGAAGAAAUGGUACAGCAGUUCCUAACCAGAAUGUUUACAAAAUACCCGAAGCAACUGAAAAUGAAAUCUCCAUCAGUGAUGAAUUUCUCCAACUACGCACCAAGCCCAGUCAAGCUGUGACCAGCGUGGCUUACCUGAACAAAGAUCUGAACAGGUUUCCACGUCUGCUGCCAUAUGACCACAGCCUGGUCAAGCUGGCCAGUGACGCCAGUUCUGACAGCAACUACAUCAACGCCAGCUUCAUGCCGGGCUACAAGAGAACUCCAGUCUACAUCGCUGCCCAGAGUCCAUAUGACCCAGUUACUGUACUGGACUUUUGGAGACUCAUAUAUCAAAGAUCACUGAAAACAAUUGUGAUGUUAACAAACUUGAGGGAGGGCAGGAUCGUCAAGUGCUCCCAGUACUGGCCUGACAUGUGUGAGGACACCUUAGGUCACUUGACAAUACGGGUCAUGAGUGUCCAGGUGUAUACUGAUUACACCCUCAGGACCCUGGGGGUCAAACAGUCAGGGGAGGAGUUCCAUGUGGUCCAGCAGUUCCAGUACACGUCCUGGCCGGAGCACGGAGCGCCAGAUGACCCCAUUCCUUUGUUGGACAUGCUGUACAAAGUGAGGGCCCACCACAGUAAAGAUCCUACCCCUAUCCUGGUCCACUGUGGUACAGGCAUUGGCCGGAGUGGUGUCUACAUUGCUAUUGAUACUUUAAUUGAACAGUUUCAAGAAGAAGGGAGUGUCAAUGUGUUUCAGUGUGUGCACAAAAUGAGAAAAGAUCGACCAUUUAUGGUGCGCACAUUAAAAGAGUAUGUCUUCAUCUAUGCAGCACUGCAUGAGAACUUUUUUGCUGGUGCUACCACAUUUGGGAGUGAAUUUAAAUCUGUGAUCAACAACUGGAGGAGGAAAAAUCCUGAAACAGGAAAGACUUUUCUGGAGGAGCAGUUUGAAUGCUUGCAGAUGCCUCCAAUGAAGUCUUGCAUUAAAGGUUUAAACCAAGACAUCAGCUCACAAGUUAGCUUGGAUUUCUCUAGCUCAAGCUCUUCCAGCUAUUCUUCCAGCUCCUGGAAUGUACACAACCCUUUUGCUGAGACAGUCGCCAUUGAUGGGCUGCUGGAGCCUGGCCAGUACAAGUUAACAAACUGCUCACAGUUUGCAAACCCUCGGGACUUUGUCCACUUCCUACUCCACAACAACAUCGCCACCAUCAUCGCAUUCAGGGAUUCUCAAACUGUUCCUUUCAUUGAGAAACAUCGGCUCCGUGAUUUCAACAUGGUUGUUUGUCAGCCACCAAAAGAAAACAUUUUAAACAACUUUGUGGUUACUGAUAUUGUGGUGAACAAUGUCGCAGUUCGGCUGUUUGAGGUCAAUGCAGAGAUGGCGUCUAAUGAGGUCAAGUUCACGGAGACCAUGAUGGCCAACCUAAUCGCAGAAGUUUUUGCCUGGCAGGAUGAUAAGAGACGGGAGGCCGUGCUGGUUACUGGUGCCAGAUUUCCUGAGAUUUUCAUUCCUCUGGCUCUCUUCUGUGAGAAGAUAAAGAUGGACAAGAGUGGAGAUCUUUUUAAAAUUAUUAGACAUUGUAAAUACAACAACCUACAGUGCCAAUUUAAUUAUGAUCAGUACAUCUACUGUUACAAAACCAUUUGGACCUUCAUGAGAAAGUUUGUGGGAUAAGUCAAUGUCCUCACAUCUGGGAAAAUGAAAUAGUUUUCUUUAACCAAGUUUGAGAUUCAUUUUUUUGUAUUUAAAAUGUUAAACUACAUUUAGUAUCACUUAUAUUAAAGUUACUCUUUCAAACCUG
Molecule: messenger RNA, 4577 nt
Organism: Physella acuta
Lineage: Eukaryota; Metazoa; Mollusca; Gastropoda; Physidae
Product: receptor-type tyrosine-protein phosphatase T
Biological process (GO): protein dephosphorylation
Molecular function (GO): protein tyrosine phosphatase activity; protein binding
Source: RefSeq, a predicted model, not a curated record